Platichthys flesus (European flounder) is the source of this 1195-nucleotide messenger RNA. It is a transcript of the gene arfrp1, whose product is annotated as ADP-ribosylation factor related protein 1. The transcript has 7 exons. The record is from RefSeq and is a predicted model, not a curated record. Gene Ontology annotation, cellular component: Golgi apparatus. Bases 272 to 877 code for a protein of 201 amino acids. Gene Ontology annotation, biological process: Golgi to plasma membrane protein transport; protein localization to organelle; intracellular protein transport. Gene Ontology annotation, molecular function: GTPase activity; GTP binding. Lineage: Eukaryota; Metazoa; Chordata; Actinopteri; Pleuronectiformes; Pleuronectidae.
GAAGAAGACGUUUUGCAGAGUCUACUUCCGGGAUUUUUUACGCGUAUCUUUUGAGCUGUGUGCAUAUGAUAAACCCGUCUGUUAUUUACUAUAUUGUUUGAUCGCAGCCCUGUUUGUGCGUCUCUCUCGGUUUUAUGAUGUCUGUUUAGCUGCAUCGUAAUGACGCCACAGAGGGCGCACUCGCUGUGCUGGCUAUGAUAUACACGUUAGGCUAAGUUAACAAGCUAACAUUGGCAGGACUUAGUACUUAUUUGUUUACAUUUUUUACAAGAUGUAUACUUUAUUAUCUGGUUUGUAUAAAUACAUAUUCCAAAAGGACGAAUACUGCGUUUUGAUUCUUGGACUGGACAACGCCGGAAAAACUACCUUUCUGGAACAAACCAAAACAAAGUUCAGUAAGAACUACAAAGGAAUGAAUUUAUCAAAGAUCACAACUACAGUUGGUCUUAAUAUUGGUACAAUUGACAUGGGGAAGGCUCGUCUCAUGUUCUGGGAUCUGGGAGGUCAGGAUGAGCUUCAGUCUCUGUGGGACAAGUACUAUGCUGAGUCACAUGGAAUCAUCUAUGUGAUAGACUCAACUGAUGAAGAGCGCCUGACAGAAUCAAAGGAGGCCUUUGAGAAAAUGAUCAACAGUGAGGUAUUAGAUGGUGUUCCUCUCCUUGUGCUGGCUAACAAGCAGGAUGUUCCGAACUGUUUGUCUGUACCGGACAUUAAAACAGCCUUCAGUGACUGUGCCCCAAAAAUUGGAAAGAGAGACUGUUUAGUCCAGCCUUGUACUGCCCUCACAGGGGACGGAGUAAACGAAGGCAUAGAAUGGAUGGUGAAAUGUGUGGUCAGGAACAUUCACAAACCUCCCAGACAGAAGGACAUAACAUAAGAAGUCAUCAGAACUCUCUACCCUCAUUUGGAAGUGAGGGUUUCUCCUUUAGGACAUUCCAUUAAAACCCUUGAGCUGAUGAAAACUCCAAUCUUCUUUAGUCGGCUGUGACUUUUUAAUGUCCUUUAGGAGUUCCUUAAAAACUUGUGGCAGUAUUUUUAUCUUGAAAAAUAAUUGAAGACAUGCUUUGGAAAGCUGUCUCUUUUCCACUUGUUCUCCUUAUUGAUAAUGUGGUUCACUGUUCUCCCUUUAUCAAAUCAACUUAGCCUAUUUGUAAAAAAAAAAUUUUAAGUUGAUUAAAGUAAAAUAUUACAGCUA